GGUAUGUGGGUAAUUGGCUACGGCUCGUUGAUCUUCAAACCUCCCCACCACUCAUUCCGGGUAAAUGGAUAUCUCAAGGGGUUUAUAAGACGUUUCUGGCAGAGUUCUUCUGACCAUCGUGGAACCCCAGAGGCUCCGGGCAGAGUAGUUACGCUAAUUUCUUUGGACGACUUGAAGUCCAACACAAAAUUUCACAACGAUCUCCACAUGUACGAAUUAAGAGCUACCCAUCAGGAGACUGAACUCAAACACAACCGAGAAUCUACUCCAGCCCAGAUAGUCGAUGAUUUGAAAGUGUGGGGUGUGGCAUACUAUGUUGAGCCACAAGAUGUAGCUGAAGUAAAAGAAUAUCUUGAUGUUCGUGAACAGGAUGGGUAUACCACCCACAAGGUGCCGUUUCAUAUUCUCAAUGUCGAGAAUGAAAACGACGUUUCUAAACGAAUCUUAGCACAACUUCCCAGAGACACUUCUUCUGGCGACUGCAUCAUCGAGCUGAUGAUCUACAUAGGCACUAUUGAUAAUGAGUCUUUCGUCGGUCCAGAAGCAAUAGAGGAUACUGCCAGUAAGAUAAGUGUGUCUAGUGGUCCUAGCGGUUUGAACUCGGAAUACUUGUUAGAGUUGACCAAUGCUGUAAGACAUCUAGAUAAACAAGACCGUUCCCGAGAUUACUACUUGGAGGACUUAGUGGAAUUGGUUCAACGU
This is a messenger RNA of Scheffersomyces stipitis CBS 6054, 702 nucleotides long. RefSeq names its product gamma-glutamylcyclotransferase. The transcript has 2 exons. Lineage: Eukaryota; Fungi; Ascomycota; Pichiomycetes; Serinales; Debaryomycetaceae. Gene Ontology annotation, cellular component: cytoplasm. The record is from RefSeq and is a predicted model, not a curated record. The annotation marks the transcript as partial. Gene Ontology annotation, biological process: glutathione catabolic process. Gene Ontology annotation, molecular function: glutathione specific gamma-glutamylcyclotransferase activity; gamma-glutamylcyclotransferase activity.